Messenger RNA from Didymella exigua CBS 183.55, 2031 nucleotides. RefSeq lists its product as uncharacterized. The transcript has 2 exons. Lineage: Eukaryota; Fungi; Ascomycota; Dothideomycetes; Pleosporales; Didymellaceae. The coding region runs from base 262 to 1842 and encodes 526 amino acids. The record is from RefSeq and is a predicted model, not a curated record.
AUUAUGGCGAGGAUCGCGUAGUGGACCCUUUGGGAGGUCAGGCACACGUUCCACCCAGAGUCAAGAAGGCGGCUGUAUCUGACUGGCUGGAUGGUCAGUCAAAGAAAUGUAGGUUGACGUACUGGAUUUUGUUUGAUGUUGCGAGCGCGUCGUUUGUUCGAAUGGUUUAAAAUGUACUAACCCACCCGGAAAGCUGCUUCGGUGGUCUCAAGUCAUGCACACGUGCAAGAUGAUCCGUCACGCCUGAACCAGACCGGCUCGAUGCAGUCUCUUCACUUCGAUCAUCAUCAGCCUGACCGGUCAUCCAAUCAGACGCACACCCACGAAAGCACUCCGCCUCCGGUAGCGUUCCUCCCAUCACAACAUGCCGACGGCAAUUCGACACAGAAUUAUCAGCAAAACCUGUCUUUUCCGCCAACAGACCACAAUCACCACACCAACAACUAUGGCACGACAGCAUCUCUGGGACUGAUCAACCUUCCACAUCUGCCUUCAUCUGGUUGUCUAACAUCCACGUCAGCGGGUCGAUCAAUGCAAUAUGACCAGUUGUACUUCCAGAUACAGACUCUCCGCCAGCAGAGUCACGCCCAUGAGAUUGAAAUGGCAAGGCGGGACGUCUCGCAAAACCGUAUGGGAUUGGCUCCAGCGCCCCCAUCAUUUGGCGUGAGCGGCCCACUGAAUCGUGGUGGACAAGGGUCCAUCCAGACCCAAGGUCACUCCAGUAUGCCGUCUUUUCAAGCACCUUACAGUCGCUUCAACCCUAAUGGCUCUGUCCUCGUACUGAGGGUCCACAGCAACACCUACGACCAGAACGGCCAGCCGAUCUUCUCUAUACUUCGCAUGCACACCGACGAGAUAUUCGGACCGCGCCUUCAUGCUUACUGUGCCAACCGAGGCAAGGAGUUCGGUGUAGACUGGAUAUUCGUGUACCGCUACCGGAUCGGCACCUACCAGAGCCCUGGGCAUGACAUGCAGAUUACUUUGACAUGGGACAUGACUCCGGCUGAUAUGAAGGGCGACGACAUACCUGGAAUCGCCAUGCGUAACAUGGAGACAAUCUACGUCAUGAAGGUAAAGACACCGGCGAUAGCAGACAUCAAGCGGGAGAUAAGCGAGGACGGCGCUGUGCAGUCUCCCGGUCCACAAGUCAGCCACCAGAUCGCCCACAUCACCAAUGGCGAGACAAAGUACUUCCAGAAUCCCGACGUCACUCGCCAGUGGUACCAAGCCAUCCAGAAGGAUAACGCUCAUCUCCGCGCCUCGCACCACCAGAUGCAGACAGUCAUCACGCAGCUCAGACAGGAGCUCCUCGCAAAGAAGCAAGAGAACACAGAGUUGACCACCAACAUCGCCGAGCUCACCAAGAUGAGCAAAGAGUACCGCGAAAUGGUCGAGCGCCGUGCUUCAGAUCCAACAGUACCGGAUCCUGGCCCACAAGUUGCACAGUUCUCCCUCUCCCGCCCUCCAGCUGGUCGCGUCGCUCGCCAGCGCCCCGGACCUCCCAACCAGCCCGUGCAGCAGCGUCCUGCGCGACAGCGUAUCAACCCCACCGCUGAGUACUACAGGCAGCGCGCCGAGCAACAAGACGCGCAACUGCGCGCCCAAACCGAACCGAACGCCUUCCUCAAGAAGUGCGAGGCCGUUCGCGAUCCAAACGAGCAAGUCCCACACCAGCUCCAACCGCUGCAGUUCCCCAGCUUCGAGAGCGGAUCUACGGUCCCGGACUCUACGCAGCAGUUGAGCAUGGACUUUGCGUUCGAUGGUCAGGCAAGCACCCAGGGUCGCUCCUACGAUGCUGCUGAUACAGUAGUGAAGAGCGGUGUGGAGGCGACGGAGGAGUAAGCAAGGCGAGUGAUCUGAACGCAUAUACGAAGACAAGCGCGAGGUACGGGUAGUAGGACUCACGGUCUACACUCCGUUCGCUCGUGUACGCAGCUUGUGAUAUCGCACACCAUCAUCUGUUGUUUCUGACACAAAUUGUGUGCUCGAUUCGUCGAGUUGGACUACCCGAUGUAUGGGUGUAUUAAAAGU